UGAAACUGUAAAUUUUAUAAUUUAUGAAAUUCUUCUUUUGCCCUUUAGUGAAAUGCCUGAGGCAGGAAAUGUUGAUAAAGAAUGGAUAUCAAGUCUUGCACAACUGUAGAUUUGUGCAGGAAAUGUAUUAUGAUAAAGACUCAGUUCUGUCAAAAGCCAAAAACAAAGUUGUGUCUGAGUUGGGAGUUUGUCAGUCCCCAAUAUAUAGAGGCCACAGAAGUCUAUCAGUGAGGAUCAAAUGCAGAGACUUGGUUAAGAAGAUAGCUAUUUAUAGACACAGACUAGCAGUACAGCUACCGGACAAGAUAGUUAUAUACGAGCUGUACUCGGACGAUGCCGCUGAUAUGCACUACAAAGUCAAGGAGAAGAUUAACAAGAAGUUUGAGUGUAAUCUCCUUGUGGUUUGUUCCCAAAACAUCAUUCUUUGUCAGGACAAGCGACUGCAGUGCUACUCCUUCCAAGGAAUCAAGGAGCGGGAAUGGCUGAUGGAGUCCCUGAUUCGCUACAUCAAGGUCAUUGGGGGUCCCUCAGGUCGCGAGGGGCUCCUGGUGGGCCUGAAGAAUGGGCAGAUUAUGAAGAUCUUUGUGGACAAUGCUUUUCCCAUCAUGCUCCUGAAGCAGAGUACCUCGGUCCGUUGUCUGGACGUCAGUGCCUCGCGAACAAAGCUGGCUGUGGUGGACGAACACAACACGUGUCUGGUGUAUGACAUCAACACUAAGGAUCUAUUGUUCCAGGAACCGAAUGCUAACAGUGUAGCCUGGAAUACACACUAUGAAGACAUGCUCUGUUUUUCUGGGAAUGGGUUACUCAACAUCAAGGCCAGCAAUUUCCCAGUUCAUGUUCAGAAGCUUCAAGGUUUUGUGGUGGGCUUCAGUGGAUCUAAGAUUUUCUGUCUCCACAUCUACUCCAUGUCCUCAGUGGAUGUUCCACAGUCAGCCUCCAUGUACCAGUACCUAGAAAAGAAACUCUUCAAGGAUGCUUACAAGGUAGCCUGUUUGGGGGUGACAGACGGGGACUGGGAAGUUCUAGCCCAUGAGGCUCUUGAGGGGUUGGACUUCGAUACAGCGAAGAAAGCCUUCAUAAGAAUCAAGGAUCUCCGCUAUCUGGAACUCAUCCACUCUAUAGAGGAGAGGAAAAAGAGAGGUGAAAAUGACAACAUGAUCUUCCUUGGAGAUGUGUACAGUUACCAAGGGAAAUUCAACGAGGCCGCCAAACUGUACAAAAAAGCCGGAGGAGAACAGAAGGCCAUGAAUAUGUAUACAGACCUCAGGAUGUUUGACCAAGCCAAGGAAUACAUUGGCUCGGGAGACCCUCUGGAUAAGAAGAUGUUGAUUACUAAGCAGGCUGACUGGGCCAAGAGUAGUAAUGAACCAAAGGCAGCUGCUGAAAUGUACAUCUCUGCUGGGGAGUACUGUAAGGCCAUCGACAUUGUAGGGGAACACGGAUGGGCUGACAUGAUGAUAGACCUGGCCCGUAAGCUAGACAAGGCUGACCGUGAAGCUCUGAGUCGAGCCGCCAUGCACUUGACUAAGAUGGAGCAGUACCCCUUCGCUGCUGAAGUGUACAGUAAAAUGGGAGAUAUUAAAGCUCUCAUCAACCUUCAUGUGGAGGCCAAGCACUGGGAAGAUGCCUUCACUCUGGCUGAAAAACACCCUGAGUACAAGGAGGAGGUUUACGUACCGUACGCUCAAUGGCUCGCCGAGAACGACAAGUUUGAUGAUGCUCAAGAGGCAUUCCAUAAGGCUGGUCUGCAGGGGGAGGCAGUCAAGGUCCUGGAACAGCUAACACACAAUGCUGUUAUUGAGAGUCGCUUCAAUGAUGCCGGGUACUAUUUCUGGAAACUCUCCAUGCAGUGUCUGGAUAUAGCAAGAGAGGAUUCAGAGAAACGAGAAGAAAUGUUUGCCAAGUUCCAAGACUAUCAGAGGAAGGCUGACAUGUAUUACGCCUACCAUUCCAUUCAAAGAUAUACAGAUGAGCCUUUCACAUCACAUCUACCAGAAGCCCUGUUUAACAUUUCUCGAUAUCUGCUUCAUAUGAUCCAGAGUGGAAUACCACACGGAAUCUCUAAAGUAGGGACACUAUAUGCAUUAGCCAAGCAGAGUAAGAACCUGGGAGCCUUUAAGUUGGCUCGUUACGCCUAUGAGAAGUUACAGACACUGAGGAUACCCAGUAGAUUCCAGGAGGCUGUAGAUCUAGGUAGUGUGAUGAUCCGAUCCAAGGCAUUCCAAGACUCCGAGGAGCUCCUUCCCAUGUGUUACCGCUGUUCCACCACAAACCCUCUUCUGAACAAUGGAGGAAACUGCUGUGUCAACUGUAGACAACCAUUUGUCCACUCUUUUGUCUCAUUUGAGGUGCUGCCGCUGGUGGAGUUUGUGUUAGACAGCAGUCUGACGGACGAGGAGGCCGUACAGAUCCUGGACCUGUCUAUACCCAAACAGAAGAAAGAGGAUCGAGGCUGGAAGGAGGGGCGCAUCGGACAUGCCCAGACUCUGAGUUUAGGUCAGGCUCAGGAUGAUGAACCCGAGGAUGAGGACCCAUUCUCAGCCAAACUCAUGACCUUUGAUCAAGAAGAAACAGAAUUCCGUCCCGUGGUUGUAACAAAAUCUGUUCUACAAACUUUAUCUAGAUCAGAGGUUUACAUUCUUAAGUGGCCUAAACCACUGAGAUACCAGUUCUUCAGAUCCCUACUGCCUGAUGUCACUAUAACUCAGUGUCCUAAGUGUAAUAAGUUGUUCCACACUGAUGACUUUGAACUCCAGUAUCUACAGAAAGGUCACUGCCCAUUCUGUAGGAGCACCUUAGAGGACUGAAAAAUUAAGGAGCAAAAAAGGAAUUAGAACCCAUUUUACAAUGAGGAAGAAAAGCUAGUGAUCACGAAUCAUGAUCUAAACCAAGAAAGAAAACUCGGAUACAAAGUCCUAGUGAAAGUCCUGCCUAAAAUAUAGUGUAUGCAUCUCUCAGAAUCUCUUGUUCAACUUCAGUGGGGGGAAGUCCUUCAUAUUUCCUCUCGGCAAAUCCUGUGAUGCUGUUUUGUUAAUGUCUUUAUUUUGGGUAAAUCCAUCUUUAAACUGAUAAUUGUAUUUAAGUGUGAUGAAAGGAUUUUGUAAUUUAUAUUUUUGUAAGUUCACUGUUGAAAAGAAGAACAUUCUCAGUAAUUUAUUUACACUGAAA
Messenger RNA from Saccostrea cuccullata (small rock oyster), 3171 nucleotides. Its product is annotated as intraflagellar transport protein 122 homolog. Gene Ontology annotation, biological process: protein localization to cilium; non-motile cilium assembly; intraciliary retrograde transport. Lineage: Eukaryota; Metazoa; Mollusca; Bivalvia; Ostreida; Ostreidae. Gene Ontology annotation, molecular function: protein binding. The record is from RefSeq and is a predicted model, not a curated record. Gene Ontology annotation, cellular component: non-motile cilium; intraciliary transport particle A. The coding region runs from base 24 to 2810 and encodes 928 amino acids. The transcript is spliced from 21 exons.